GUGCAAUGCAUUGAGUAAUGUAAUUCAUUACGUAGGUGUAUUUGCGAGCUAUGCCUCCUCUAACAAGUGCCGUGAAGGCAGUUGCACGGGGCAAGCUAACAAACUCAGAUCGCAUCAGCCGUUUCAAGUUGUAGGUCAUAGCAGUCUUUCUUAAUGCAGGUCUGCGUGACCUGUGGGGCCGAAUAUCCCGGACCGUGGAGUUGCUGCAAGAUUUGCCAAGAUGAACGGCAAUACGUCGCAAAGGGUGGUCAGAAAUGGGUGGACAAAGAGGACCUGCUCAAGCAGCACAAAAACAUUGUAAAAGAGGAAGAACCUGGUCUGAUUGGCAUAGGAACCAACCCAACGUUUGCCAUUGGCCAGAGGGCGCUUCUCGUACAAACAGGGGAAGGCAACCUGCUUUGGGACUGCGUCAAUGUUCUGACAGAUGAGACCAAGGAGCAAGUGCGCAAGCUCGGGGGAAUCAAGGCUAUUGCCAUUUCGCACCCCCACUUCUACACUGGCAUGGCAGACUGGGCAGCUGCAUUUGAUGCAGUUGUCUACGUCCAUGAAUUGGACAAGGAGUGGGUCACUACUCCCAGUGGCCGCAUACACUACUGGACAGGUGAUAAGCUGGAGCUGUUUGGAGGCCUGACAGUGCUGCGGCUGGGCGGUCAUUUUCCGGGCAGCGCUGUGCUGCACUGGGACAAGGGGUGUGAGGGCCGAGGCAUCCUCUGCACAGGUGACACAAUACAGGCCACUCCAGGGCAAGGGUGGGUGAGCUUCAUGUACAGCUACCCCAACUUAAUUCCCCUGCCAGAAGCACAGGUGGCGCGAAUAAGGGACACUAUCCAGUCGUGGCCAUACCAGUUUGAGCACCUGUAUGCUGGUUGGUUUGGCAAGGCAGUCUCCUCAAAUGCGCGGGCCGUGGUGCUCAGAUCAGCCGAUCGAUAUGUGGGGAUUCUUAAUGGCACCCUACAGAAGCGAUUCUUCUGAGCGUGCUGUGCUCAGCAAAUGCGAAGAGGUGGGAUGGCAAAUUGACAUGGCUGCAGAGGCAGACGUUGUGUGCAAGACUUCCAACUCAUGCACAAAAGUGGGGUUUUUGGCUUCAGGGCCACAUGACUGGCUGUGACCUGUUCAUGAAGAUAGGCACAGACAUGCAGGGAGAAGAAGUCGAAAUGUCUCCAGAGCUUUGAUUGUGAAGCUGCAGGGAACAAUUUACACAGCUAGAUAUUGCAGCCCGGAAGUUCAUUAUUUGAAAUUGAAACUAUUACAGCUCCGGUGUAAUUCUAAAGCAGGGUGGCAGCUCGCGAGUCUGGCAGAUGCCACUGGCAGAACCAUGAAUAAGUCUUGAAGGCAGAAAAACAAUCCACCCUACACCGUCGUGGGCAAGACAUAUCUGUACAGUGAUGCCAACACUUUCUAUAUUAAUCAACUGGCAUGCAAUGCAAAAAUCUUCAUGGGAGCUUUAGCUCCAAAUCCGACAAAAAAUGGUCUGGCAAAAGCAUGAAAUGCGCUCUACUCUAAAUCUACAGAGAUACUAGUUCUGCUUGUGUGUAUUCGGUCGGAUGCCUCUGAAGCGUCCUGACCCAAGUCUGCUUGGUCUGCAACUCUCAUCAACCCACUGUGCAAUGCACUGUUGACUUCCAUGCAGAUUGCAGUUUCCCUUGCCCUUCCCUCUGUAUUGGCAUCUAUGUCACUUCUGUUCUGACAAGCCCGAUGCUAUUCCACAAGCUACAAAGCUACAAUUUAUGCUCAUGAGAGACAGUGCAUUCUCAUGCCAGCUCGCCCUCUCCAGGACUCUCCCAGCAAUCGUAUGAUCCUACAUUGUGAUGACCUGAGAAACAUGUGUCCGGUAAGUGAUUUUUUGCAUAAUUUCACCGUUCCCCAAUCCCCCUGAAGCCCAGCGCGCAUCAGGGGAUCAACCCAGCCUUGCACCUCAACGGGAAAGGCCUUAGGGGUAUCUCUAUUUAAGAAGUCACAUGCUGCAUAUGAACUUUGAAUUCUGCUCUAAUUCUGUCGACUGCACACCCAAUGCUGCACUUCUGUGCUUGCAUGCCCACAAACCCACGGUUGCAUCAUGUUUCACAGAAGACUGCGCAAGCCUGCAGCGGCAGCAGGGGCAGCUCGGCUGAUGCAAGGACCACCUCUGGAGACCGUGCCCAGCCACAUCAAACGCGCAGCCGAAAUUGCACUCCCAGCCAAAUCAGGCGCUUUGACCAGAACCGGAAUCAUUACCAAAUCAGACAAUCCACCAUAUCAGGCAGAGAACCAUGAUCAGUCCAGAUUAGGUGAUCCGCCAGAUCAGGCAGACAUCCGAGGUAAGCCAAAUCAGGCGAUCAGACGAGUCAGCCAGAAUGCUGGUUGGCGGCGCUCUUGUCCUGCAACGAGGCGACGUUUGCCGCCGCCGGCUGGCUCAAGCCGCCGCCGAAAGCCGCCUGCGCAAGCGCGGAGCCGAUGGCUGCCAGAGGGUCGGCGGGCUGC
This is a messenger RNA of Coccomyxa subellipsoidea C-169, 2460 nucleotides long. RefSeq names its product Metallo-hydrolase/oxidoreductase. The record is from RefSeq and is a predicted model, not a curated record. The transcript is spliced from 4 exons. The coding region runs from base 154 to 972 and encodes 272 amino acids. Lineage: Eukaryota; Viridiplantae; Chlorophyta; Trebouxiophyceae; Coccomyxaceae.